AUGAAGCAGCACACUACUUCCAACAUUCGCCUGUGCUCGGAAUGCCGAACCGGGUACAUAAUGUCCGAUGACCUCCACCCGCGCUGCGAGUCCUGCCUCGGCCCGGAACACGCCGGUCGGGCACUCACCCCCGGAGCUAACUGCGCGUUCUGCAAACUCCUCGAGGAGCCAGAGAGACGCAGACGAGCUGAGGCUUACGCUGAGAUGGACGGCGAAGGGUUCGCCUCGCAGCGCGCUUUUAGAUUGGACGACGCCAUCGAAUUUUUUAAUGAUGAUCGUGGACCGGAGUCAGCCGACUCCGCUCCCGGAGCUGAAGAGCAUUAUCCUCCCGUAGGUUCCCCCCUCGGGACCGAGGGGUCGGACCACACAGACACUCCGGUGUCCGCUCAGCCUUCGGGCAUUGGUGCCCUCGUGCAGCUGAUGCCAGCAAUGAUUGAGAAGGCGGCGACUUCCAGGCAGCUGUCGGUGCCAUUUCCGCAGGUCGCGGCUACGCCAGAUAACCUCAUCGGGGUCGUCGCACCGGCACAGCCGAGCUUGGCCGCUGUCUUCGGCUUGAAGGUGAAUCCGCUCGGGGGUCGGCGCCCUGUACCGCCUUCCCCUACGGGCCAGACGAUGACGAGACUGGCGGACCGCUCACACCAGUGCGCCGUCCAGACAGUGGCAGCGGCUAACAAUGUAGUGUUACUGUCCCACUGGUUACACUCCAUGUCUCUAGAGCCACACCUCCUGGCUGAGACCUUGGGUGCGUCCAUCGCGGUGGCGGGUUCCCGCAUCUCAUCAUGGCAGACGCUCGUUCAUCGAGGUGUCUGGCUGGAGCGCUCCAACCUCUCGGAGGGGCUGAGGAAGGAGCUCCUGGAGGCUCCGAUUAGUCCGGACGGACUCUUCGGGCCUCGGCUGCAGACGGCGCUCGAAGAGUGCAGAAAACAGCAGAUGAGGCCGACAGGUUCCGGAGACACCUGUCUCAGGUUUCUCGUCCACAGGAUCCCUGGCGAGACCACCGGGCUCCUUCUUACCAGCGGUCGAGGCCAGCUGAACGACAGAAUCCUCGGUGGAAGAAUCGGCACCCGGCCUCGUCUGACCGCAAGUGCAGUUGAGAGCCUGUGUGCCCCGGGGGCUUCUGCUCAGCCCUUUCGCUGUGAGCCCCCCAUGGGUUGUUCCGGAGAGUCCUCCGAUGCGAACAACGGCGGUCAAGGCUCUGGCUUGGCUCGUCACCAUGACAACCACAGAGCACCAAGCAAGUGCGCGCCCCCUCUCAGAGCAUUACUCAGAUUAGAGCUACAGGAACUUUUGAGGAAAAAUGCAAUUUCCAAAGUUCCCCAGGGAGAGGAGACACAGGGUUUUUACUCCCGUUAUUUCCUGGUUCCGAAAAAGACGGGAGGAGUGAGACCCAUCCUCGACCUGUCUCUGUUCAACAAGUCGAUCAUGGAGAGGCGGUUUCACAUGCUCACGAUCAAACAAGUGUUGGAGUGUGUUCACCAGGGAGACUGGUUCACCUCCAUAGAUCUGAAGGACGCAUAUUUCCACGUGCCGAUCGUUUCGAAGCACAGGAGAUAUCUGCGCUUCUCAUUCCAGGGGAUACAGUAUCAGUACAACCGCCUGCCGUUCGGUUACUCCCUGGCUCCUCGCACUUUCUCCAAGUGUGUGGAGACGGCGCUGGAGCCGUUACACAGGACAGGGAUGAGAGUGCUAUUCUACCUGGACGACCUGCUAUUAUUAGCUCGCUCCAGGGAGGAAGCUGCGCUACAGACAAAGACACUGGUGUGUCAUUUGUCGAGCCUGGGCUUCACAAUCAACUGGAAGAAAAGCUCCGCUCUCCCCGCCCAGUUCGUGACGUAUCUGGGGGUGGAGUUAGACUCCGUCAGCAUGAGAGCGCGGCUCUCACAGCAGCGAUCAGAGGCUUUGACAGCUCUUCUUCGGCGCAUCACGCCCCCCAAUGUUGUGACAGUUCUCUCUGUCAUGCGCCUGCUGGGCAUGAUGUCAGCAGCUCACGUGGUAGUGCCCCUGGGUCUGUUACACAUGAGACGUCUGCAGAGAUGGUUCAUUCGUCUGCACGUCGAUCCUGUGCGUCAGCGAAGACGCAUGGUUGCCGUUCCUCCCUCAGUGAAAGCAGAUCUAAUCCACUGGAAGAAUCCCCGCACACUGUCAGCGGGAGUGCCGCUGGGAAGAGCUGCAUCACACAUUUCAGUGUUCACAGACGCACUGGAGCUCCUCACGGUGUGGAAAGUACUCCAGCAUUUUGCGCCACUGUUGCGGGAUCAACACAUCCUGGUCCGCACAGACAACAAGGCGACAGCAGCCUACAUAAAUCGCCAAGGAGGAGUGCGCUCCGCGCAGCUGCUUAACAUAGCGAGGCGGCUGCUGCUGUGGACACACACACACUUCCUGUCAGUCAGGGCAGUGUAUAUUCCCGGUGUUUUGAACACGGGAGCGGACAUCAUGUCAAGGGGAGGUCCUCGACAUGGGGAUUGGAGCCUUCAUCCCGAACUGGUGGAUCUGUUCGCCUCUCGCGGAAACGCACAGUGCGCUCUGUGGUUUUCUCUGAGCGUGCGGGACAAUCCUCCGCUGGGAGUGGACGCGUUAGCGCAUCGGCCGUGGCCCAGGACGCUUCUUUACGCGUUUCCACCGGGGCCAUUGAUCCCACGGUUCUUGGAUCGUGUACGGGAGGAACGGCUGUCAGCCAUCCUCGUGGCUCCGGAGCGCACGGGCGCGUCAUGGUUUCCAUGUCUGCAACGGCUGAUCUCAGGGUUACCAUGGGAACUUCCGUGGCGCGGGGACGCUCUCUCUCAGACAGGAGGAGCGAUCAGGAAUUACCCGAUGAUAGGUCAGCGUCUGUGGGCCUGGCCGCUGAACGGGAACAUUUAG
Pleuronectes platessa (European plaice) is the source of this 2862-nucleotide messenger RNA. RefSeq lists its product as uncharacterized. NCBI's taxonomy places the organism in Eukaryota, Metazoa, Chordata, Actinopteri, Pleuronectiformes, Pleuronectidae. The record is from RefSeq and is a predicted model, not a curated record.